AUGGCAGGCCACGCAUUUGCGCUCAGGAGGGAAUUUAUUACAGGACUCCCCAAGAUCUCUUCAUCUUCAUCAAUUGCAGAUAUGAGAAUAACCGAAUCUCAAAAGUUGAAAGUCCUGGUGGCCGCAAAUGGAAGUAAAGAUGUCGCACAAGCUCUCGCCCUCAUCGUGAGGUUAUCCAAGAAUCCUAAAAUCGAAACUCGAGCGAUUAUUGACGAAGAAACGUGGCCAUCAUAUCGAUUAUCCCAAGAGACACUGGCAUACCAAAAUAAGAGGUUCUUGACGAGGGAGACAGAUGAGGCAAGAAAGGGCAUAGAACGAGAUCAAAUCGAGUAUUUUCGACAAGAGGCCUUUGAAUUGUGUGACUGGGCAGAUAUACUAGUACUAGCACCUAUCGAUGCCGACACGUUUGCGAAAAUGUUGCACGGCAUAACUGAUUGUCUAUUGCUCGAAAUUCUCCGUGGGUGGGACGUUUCCAAAAAGAUAUUACUUGUACCAGGAAUGACAACAUCUAUGUGGGAGAACCCGAUCACGAAGAAACAAUUGAAUAAAGUACGGAGAAAGUGGCAAUGGGUCCGAGUGAUGCAACCAAUACUGUGGCACUAUGAUGCGAAGGGGCCAGGUAAAUGUUUCGUCGGGUGGGAUGGAUUCAGCGAACUUGUCGACGUUAUCAAAAAUCAAGCAGAACUUUUGACAAUUGGACAUGAUGUGGAUAUCGCAGCAUCUGGUGCCGCAAGUCUCGCAAGAUAUAAUAUGAAAACGGAUGCGCUCCUUCCACCAGAAAUCUGGUCCCUCAUUUUCGAAUACGUAGGAGAUUGGGAGGUUUCGAGAGCGCUCAACGUAUACGCCAAAAUACCGAGGCCAAUUGAAUGGCAGCGAAAGUCUGACGAUACAAAAGAUGAAUUACAAGCUUACAUGCGAUCACUCGAAUGGAUUAUUCUUACAUCUCCCGUCUACAAAAUAAUCGACAAACUAAAUAGAGCCCCCGAAAACAUGCGAGAGCUCUCUCCACUAUGCGUUAAACUCAUCAUCAAAUUCUGCCUUACGGAAGUUCUCUCAUAUCUGGAAACAAAACUAAAGGACGUGUUUUGGGCAACUUUUGGUCAGAAAUUGUUACCCACAAAAGCAUCUGCUGUUUAUGGACGUACCGAAAUUCUAGAGUGGUGGCGCACAUCUCCUUCCUUCUUGUCCAAGGAUUAUACUGCGGAAGCAAUUGAUGGAGCCUCGAAAUCUGGAUAUGUCCAUGUUCUUGAUUGGUGGAGAAAAUCUGGACUCGCUUUGAAAUACACAGAAUUGGCACUGGAACAGGCAUCUUCUAAGGGUCACAUGCUAGUCCUUGAAUGGUGGAAACAAGCAAGUCUUCCCCAUAAUGAAGCCGAAAGACGAACUCGACAUGCAGAAGCUACAACCAACACCUCUGAUGUUCUUCCAGUUUUACAACUUAAACCUGGUAAAGCUCUCUUAGCCGCAGCGCAAAACAACAAAGCUCUUGUUCUUCGAUGGUGGGAUAAUUCUGGUAUCCCUAUCGCGCAUUCGGAAUCCGUAGCUAAAGUUGCAUCGGCUCAUGGACAUGUCGCAUGUUUAGAUACAUGGCGUGAACUCAAGGGCGAGAAAUUAGCAUUUGAUAAUCAGGUUUUAGUAGGUCCUACGAAGAAUGGCCACGUAGAAGUUCUGGAAUGGUGGGCAAAUUUGAGUCAUGGUUCGGAUGGAAGACCAGGAGGAAGAGUCGAAUAUAAAACAUGUGAUAUAGAGGAAGCGCUUGAAGAUAGUGUAGGAAAUGAAGGAGAGGAAUUGGAGGUUAGAAGAUGGUGGGCGAAGAUGGGAUUGAAUCUGGGGGGAUCGGUUAGUGAGUGGACGAGGGUGAAGGUUUUGUAA
Molecule: messenger RNA, 1872 nt
Organism: Botrytis byssoidea
Lineage: Eukaryota; Fungi; Ascomycota; Leotiomycetes; Helotiales; Sclerotiniaceae
Exons: 1
Coding region: 1-1872 (623 amino acids)
Biological process (GO): coenzyme A biosynthetic process
Cellular component (GO): phosphopantothenoylcysteine decarboxylase complex
Molecular function (GO): phosphopantothenoylcysteine decarboxylase activity; FMN binding
Source: RefSeq, a predicted model, not a curated record